GGGCGAGGCCGGAGCGGCGUGGUGCGGGGGUGUGGGCGGCAUCUGAGGGAGGACAGGUCUCUGUCGGAACCGCCAUGUUCCCACCCAGCCUCCCGGUGCCAGGGCCCUGCGCGCCGGCUGGUCUUCCCUGGUCGAUUGCACCCACGGGUCUGCCUGGUCCGCGCAAGGGAGCCCAGACCCAGCACCAAGGGCCUCCGACCCAGCCAGCCAUCCGCUCCCCGACCCGACCCGCGGUGCCGCCCUUCCUGCUGCCAGUUCACAAUGGAAUCUGCGCUCUCACCAGGGAUCACCUCCUCUCACUGCCCCAGCCCUGUCUCCAGACUCCUCCCUUUCCCUCUCCACCCAGUCCCCAUGAGCUCAGUGGCCAGAGGCCAGUAUGGAUGCCAGGGGCAUAAAACUGCACACUUGGAGGGCUGGGUGGGGCUUGUGCCAGGAGACAUUGAUUCCCAACGCAGCCACAGGGUGGGAUCCAACUGGGUCUGGGUCUUGCCAAGACCCAUACAUCAGCCUGGACGCUGGGACUUCAGCCCUGCCUGGGGGUGCCAGCCUCCCCAGCACCCACAGCUCCUCCAGGAGACCUGCUGUGCCCACCCUCUUCCUCAGGCCCCUCCCAGCUCUUCAGUCUAUCCCCAUCACAUGGCCCAUGCUCUGCCGGUUUCCAAGCCCCUCAGCAGCCUCUGCUGGAGGGACAGGGGUGCUCAGCUUCCUGGUCUGUCUGGGACUCCUUGACCAUCUGACCACCAUGGCCCCUGCCCCAAGGGCAUCAGAGAAGAAAAGGGCCGUCCUUACUGAUGUUUAGGAAGCCAGGCCAUCAUGUGAUUUUUUUAAAUUUAAAUUUCCAGUUUUGGGAGGUCAUCAGUGAUGAGCAUGGGAUCGACCCCACUGGCAGUUACCAUGGAGACAGCGAGCUGCAGCUGGAGAGAAUCAAUGUGUACUACAAUGAAGCUGCUGGUAACAAGUACGUACCUCGGGCCAUCCUGGUGGACCUGGAGCCGGGCACGAUGGACUCGGUCAGGUCUGGACCAUUCGGCCAGAUCUUCAGGCCCGACAACUUCGUGUUUGGCCAGAGCGGGGCCGGGAACAACUGGGCAAAGGGCCACUACACAGAGGGCGCCGAACUGGUAGACUCAGUCCUGGACGUGGUGAGGAAGGAGUCAGAAAGCUGUGACUGUCUGCAGGGCUUCCAGCUGACCCACUCGCUGGGGGGUGGCACCGGGUCGGGCAUGGGCACGCUGCUCAUCAGCAAGAUCCGGGAGGAGUACCCAGACCGCAUCAUGAACACCUUCAGCGUGAUGCCCUCGCCCAAGGUGUCGGACACGGUGGUGGAGCCCUACAACGCCACGCUGUCCGUGCACCAGCUGGUGGAGAACACAGAUGAGACCUACUGCAUCGACAACGAGGCCCUGUACGACAUCUGCUUCCGCACCCUGAAACUGACCACGCCCACGUACGGGGACCUCAACCACCUGGUGUCCGCCACCAUGAGCGGGGUGACCACCUGCCUGCGCUUCCCCGGCCAGCUGAACGCGGACCUGCGCAAGCUGGCCGUGAACAUGGUGCCCUUCCCCCGCCUGCACUUCUUCAUGCCCGGCUUUGCGCCGCUGACCAGCCGGGGCAGCCAGCAGUACCGCGCCCUGACGGUGCCCGAGCUCACCCAGCAGAUGUUCGACUCCAAGAACAUGAUGGCCGCGUGCGACCCGCGCCACGGCCGCUACCUGACGGUGGCUGCGAUCUUCCGGGGCCGCAUGUCCAUGAAGGAGGUGGACGAGCAGAUGCUCAACGUGCAGAACAAGAACAGCAGCUACUUUGUGGAGUGGAUCCCCAACAACGUGAAGACGGCCGUGUGCGACAUCCCGCCGCGGGGCCUCAAGAUGUCGGCCACCUUCAUCGGCAACAGCACGGCCAUCCAGGAGCUGUUCAAGCGCAUCUCGGAGCAGUUCACGGCCAUGUUCCGGCGCAAGGCCUUCCUGCACUGGUACACGGGCGAGGGCAUGGACGAGAUGGAGUUCACUGAGGCCGAGAGCAACAUGAACGACCUGGUGUCCGAGUACCAGCAGUACCAGGACGCCACGGCUGAUGAGCAGGGCGAGUUCGAGGAGGAGGAGGUCGAGGAGGAGGCUUAAGAACUUGUCAGAGACACCGUGCCACGUCAGUGAAUUUCUGUUGUCCUCAGUGAAGCAUGGUCUUUCUAUUUGUAUCUAUGGUGCUCAGUUUUGCCUCUGUCAGAAAUUCACACUGUUGAUAUACUAAUGUGGCACGCCUCUAAAAAUUAAGGUAUAUACUAUACUAAUUAAAACGCAUGUGUCCAAUA
Messenger RNA from Myotis lucifugus (little brown bat), 2311 nucleotides. Its product is annotated as tubulin beta chain. The transcript is spliced from 3 exons. Gene Ontology annotation, biological process: microtubule cytoskeleton organization; mitotic cell cycle. Lineage: Eukaryota; Metazoa; Chordata; Mammalia; Chiroptera; Vespertilionidae. Gene Ontology annotation, cellular component: cytoplasm; microtubule. Bases 792 to 2123 code for a protein of 443 amino acids. Gene Ontology annotation, molecular function: GTPase activity; GTP binding; structural constituent of cytoskeleton. The record is from RefSeq and is a predicted model, not a curated record.